AAACCACUCAACAACAAUAACCAAAUCAAUUAACCAUUCACAAAAAAUGAAGACACUCCUUUUCAUUUUUGCAACACUCUUAGCAACAUGUCAUGGUGAUGUUCUAAACCAUGUCCAUGAACAUGGUUCAACCUUCAAAAUUUUCCCACUUAGAAUGAAAACUGGUUCAGGUGGACACUACAUUCCAGAAGUUUCAUGUGCUAGUUGGAGACUUGGUGUUGAAGCACACAACAUCAUUGAUUGGAAAACUGUUCCUAUUGAGUGUGAAAAUUAUGUUGGGAACUAUGUUUUGGGUGACCAAUAUAGAGCUGACUCUAAAUUUGUUAACCGUGAAGGUUAUUUUUAUGCUAAGACUGUUAAUGUAGCUGGAGAUGGUAAAGAUAUUUGGGUGUUUGACAUUGAUGAAACUACUCUAUCUAAUCUUCCUUAUUAUGCUAAACAUGGAUUUGGGGUGAAUCCAUUCGACGAGACAUUGUUCAAUGAAUGGGUUGAUCUUGGAGCAGCACCAGCACUACCAGAGACUCAAAAAUUGUACAACAAAUUAUUGAAUCUUGGUAUCAAGAUUGCUUUCUUAACAGGAAGACCACUUAAACAAAGAGACAUUACUGCUAAGAACUUGAAAAAAGCUGGCUAUCACACAUGGGAAAAGCUCAUUUUAAAGGAUACAACAAUAUAUCAUGGUAAAACAGCAGUUACAUAUAAAUCAACUGAAAGAAAGAAGCUAGAGGAAGAAGGAUACAAAAUCAUUGGAAACAUUGGAGAUCAAUGGAGUGAUAUUCUUGGAACAAACAUUGGCAAUAGGACUUUCAAGCUUCCUGAUCCUAUCUACUACAUUGCCUAAUUAACCUUUUCUAGCUAUAUCAAGUUCCUAUAUCAUGUAUUCCAAUUCAAGCUACCUAAUUUUUAUUUUCUCAAAUAAAAUUAAUUAACCAUGUAACAUAAGAGAUAGGUUUCUCUUAAUUUUGUGGUUUUAAUUAUAAAUUGCAUGUGUGUCCUUAUUCUUUUUAGAAAAUGGAAUGUAUGUUAUGAUUUUAUUUUUUUUA
Molecule: messenger RNA, 1043 nt
Organism: Trifolium pratense (red clover)
Lineage: Eukaryota; Viridiplantae; Streptophyta; Magnoliopsida; Fabales; Fabaceae
Product: stem 28 kDa glycoprotein-like
Exons: 4
Coding region: 47-841 (264 amino acids)
Molecular function (GO): acid phosphatase activity
Source: RefSeq, a predicted model, not a curated record